Molecule: messenger RNA, 1485 nt
Organism: Trichomonas vaginalis G3
Lineage: Eukaryota; Parabasalia; Trichomonadida; Trichomonadidae
Exons: 1
Coding region: 1-1485 (494 amino acids)
Source: RefSeq, a predicted model, not a curated record
AUGAAAUACGAUGAAAUUGCAUUAAUUUUUACUAACAAGCACCCAACUAGAACAGAACUCAAUAUCAUGCACAAAGCAAUGUCAGUUUUUCCAAAACUUAGAGUUAUGUUCGGAAAUCAGAUUAUUCUUCAUGAUUUAAGCUACUUGGCAGUGAAUUCUAGUGUUAACUUCGUCUUGCUAUAUCCAUCGCAUGCUCUUUUCUCUGUAAUUCAAAAGAAAGAUUAUUCCAGAUUAUUAAAACUAGCAGAAAGGCAAAUUAAAGAUGAAAUUAAGCGUGCACGAGCCAUGAUGAACGAAUCUUAUAUACAAUCAAAUGAAACAACUCAAAAACUAAAACAAAAAAUUGAUUGUUCAGGAAGGAAUCCAUUUACAGUUCCAGCUCAACUAUAUUAUGGACCUCCACUGACUGACAGGCAAUUUGACAGAUCCAGAUGCUUUAUUAAACAAAAUUUGGAAGGAGAUAAUUUUUCUCAGCCGUUUUAUGUCGUUGGAUCUAAUAAUACAUGGUUUAACUUAAUCUUACCAACAAACAUAUCGAGAAGAGUUUCACAAGAUGAAUUUUGGAAUAAAUUCUCAAAUUUGACUUAUAAUUUGACAGAGCAUAUACCAUGGAAUGAAUUUGGUCCUGGAAUGCCACAUUACAAAGAAAUUUUGUUCGACCACGAAGGAAAUCAAAUCAAUAAGACUUUUAAGAUUAAUUUACUUAAUUCCACGGACAAAUAUUUCCAUGGUGGAGCAGAUAGAGCCAAUUUCAAAGAUUUAACUGAGUCAAUUCAGAAACAAUUGAAAUAUAAAUACAUUUAUAAGCCAAUGCAUCCAUUUGAGCGACUGAUAUUCAAUUGGUUAUAUUCAGCAUGUAAUUCGACUAGCUGGUAUCCUCUUUCUGUCCCUUCAAAUCAAGAUUCAAUUUUUAAUACGUUACCCGCUUACAAACAUCUCAAUAGCGGUAGUUUCGGAUCAUUCUACACAGGGGAAUAUGACAAAUGUAUAUUGUUUUACGAUUCUUCGGCCACAAGUGAGUUAAUGCACUAUUUGUUUUCAAAAGUUGCAAGUUUGGCCAACCAAACUCAUUCAUUCCCAGAUCUUAAAUUCGGAGCAAUUAAUGUUGAUUUGAACUAUGCGCAGUUUAUGCCCAGAAACAUUUCCGCUCCAUUAGUUAUGAAAUCUCGAGUUCCGUUUGUUGCAGUUUUACCACAGCAAUGGUAUGGUUUUAAACCAUUCAUUGUAAAUGAUGCAACUAAAAUAGAUACAAUACUAUCAAAGUACCAAGGAAGACAAAGAUAUUCUCAUCCUGUGAAUGCAGCACCGUAUAUCUUCAAUGAAACACUUUGGAAUCCAAUUUACUACAAUUUGCUUCUUAAAAAGUUUAAAUUUUUAUCAAAGAAACAUACAUUUGAGAAAUCUCCAAGCGGAAAGUCAUGGAUUACAAAUGAAGUGUUUUAUUGGAGUCUGCAGUUUUACAGACAAAAAUAUUUUUGGUUUUAA